Molecule: messenger RNA, 3319 nt
Organism: Anopheles merus
Lineage: Eukaryota; Metazoa; Arthropoda; Insecta; Diptera; Culicidae
Product: neurotensin receptor type 1-like
Exons: 7
Coding region: 766-2679 (637 amino acids)
Biological process (GO): neuropeptide signaling pathway
Cellular component (GO): plasma membrane
Molecular function (GO): neuropeptide receptor activity
Source: RefSeq, a predicted model, not a curated record
GUCGAAAAACUGCUAUCACCACUGAUACGUUGAACCCCUGUACCUUAACUGAACCGAACGAGUAGAGGCAAACAUUCAGAAGGAACCUUAGCACAGCAUAGCAUCUAGUAGCCGUUGACGUCGUACGUGAUUCUUUUGCCUUCUGCAAAUACAGCAUUCGUUGACAGAGGAAAAACCAAAAUUCGCUCUUGUGCGGCGUCGUGUGCCAAAUUCCAACUGCAACCAUUUUCGGUGUGGCGCUUGCAUUCCGCUGUCGAAUCGUGACGAACGCGGCGACACAUACGUUCCUUACUGCUGCUCUUGUUGUUCUUUUUUUUGCCAACAGGCAGUGUUUAUUAAAAUUUAAUGAAGCCAAUACCGUACGAAAACGCACACGGUUGCGUUUUAGUGCGCGGUAAAGGUCGUGCAAUAAUGUUGCCAACGUCUUCGCUGCCGUGCCGUGCUCGCCGAAAGGAAGGCAGUGGCGUGCAUUAUACACCAACACACACUACGUGACAAACGCACUAGAAAGGAUCAUCGGUACCGAUGGCGACCCCAAGAGGGGAAACAAAAGCAUCCGAAGCAUCCGGGGCGACUCUAAGCACAACUCGCCCACACGCAACGUCCCAUUAUUGGCCCAGUGCCUGGCGGCACUCACGCAUCAAUCCCGUUGCUUCACCCACACAGCCAUGGAUCAUCGGCCUUAAGCGCACCACCCGUUCCCGCCCGUUCCCGGCAUAUCCCUGCCCCGGUCCCACAGUGGAGUAGGCCCAACUGCUGGCUAACAUGAUGGAGCUAAGCCCGACGGUCGGCAGCAGUGGCAGCCUGCUCGCCGCCCUCAUCACCAACGGUACCAACGGGCGUACCGGUUUACUGCACGAUAUCCUCGAUGGGCACCGUACGCUGCUGCACCAGCCGCACCAGCCGCACCAGCCGCAACAGCAGCACUACAACCAUCCCCACCAUCAGCAGUACCAGCCGCAGUAUCUGUACGCGAACGAGAGCCUGGCCGGAUCCGUGCCCGAAUCGGCAAGCUACGGUACGGACUCGAUCUGCAUCAUACUGCCGAUAACGAUCUUCUACUGCUUCAUCUUUGUGGCCGGCAUUGUCGGCAACCUGUCCAUCUGUGUCGUGAUAGCGAAGAACAAAUCGAUGCACACCGCCACCAACUACUAUCUGUUCAAUCUGGCCGUGUCGGAUUUUCUGCUCCUGCUGUUCGGUAUGCCGCAGGAACUGUACGGCACCUGGAACCCGUUCGCCUACCCGUUCAACCAGAUCGCCUGCAUCAUCAUGGGGCUGCUGUCGGAGACGGCGGCCAAUGCGACCGUGCUCACCAUUACCUCCUUCACCGUUGAGCGCUACAUUGCCAUCUGUCAUCCGUUUCGGUCCCACACCAUGUCGAAGCUGUCGAGAGCGAUAAAGUUUGUGAUCGUCAUCUGGCUGGUAGCGUUCGGAUUGGCCACACCGCAGGCACUCCAGUUCGGUGUGGUGGAAACGAACACCACACGGCUCUGCACGAUCAAAAAUGAACACUUUUCCCACGCGUUCGAGGUGUCCAGCUUCCUGUUCUUCGUCGGCCCGAUGACACUGAUCGCCGUGCUGUACGUGCUGAUCGGGAUUAAGCUUCGCAAAAGCAAACUGCUCCAGGGCGUCAAGCGUGCAUCAUCGGACUACACCACACCGCCCCGGGGUAUUAGUGCCCAGUCCAGGGUCAUCCGUAUGCUGGUGGCCGUUGUGGCUACGUUUUUCAUCUGCUGGGCACCGUUCCACGCCCAGCGUCUGAUGGCCGUGUACGGUGUGUUUUCCAAGACGGAGAACGUGUUCUUCUACAAGGUGUACAUGGUGCUGAACUACACCUCCGGCAUACUGUACUUCCUGUCCACCUGCAUCAAUCCGCUGCUGUACAACAUCAUGAGCCACAAGUUCCGGGACGCGUCCAGGCACACCCUCAAGAUGAGCUGCUGCGGUGGCAAGCGCUCGAAAUCGGACGGCCAGCACCACACGUACAGUGCCGUCUCGCGGUACGGCGUUACCGGUUGCGGCUCGUUCAAGGUUAACUCGAACAAUAUGGCCUGCAUCGGUGCUGGCAUCGGGCUCGGUACGGGCGGUGGAAACGCUGCCAGCAAACAGCAGCACCAGCAGCCGGGCAAUGGGACGGCGGCAACGCCCAACCAGUGCCAGCAGGAAUCGAACAUGUCGCUGUUGGCGAACGAAAGCUGCAACCGCGGCACGAUGCCCCCGAUCGCGAUACGGCCCACGUUUACGCGGGCCGAUUCGCACUGCAUCUCGAUCAGCAGCAGCCAGUCGACGACCGGCACCAAUGUGAGCAGCAACGGCAAGCUAAGCCGCAGCUCGAACGGUUCCCUCCGGCACGGUGGCAGCGCGCUCGAGCAGCCGACCGACCAUACUGGUGGUGGUGGUGGCCGCCUGUCCACGAUAGCGGAGAAGCUGCGGCGUGGCACCAAGAAGGUGCUCGCCUUCAGCAAAUCCCCCACCGGUACGCCGAACAAAUCGAUCGUCAGCGGCGCGUGUGCGGAGGUGACCAAUGGGCGGCGGAAGGCCUACCGGAAGCGGAACAGCUGCGACAGCGUCGACACCAACACGAUCAGCAACUCGAGCCUGAAGGAGUUCGACGAGGAGGAGUUUAGCAGCGCCGAGCUGGCCCGCUUUAUGGGCGAAGUCAACAGUGAGAUACGCUAGACGCAGUGGGCUGGAUAGACGGGGCUGGCCCGGCCGGGGAUAGUUUACGUGCCACACCCAGUGGGGCGCUAAAGAAAGCCGACGGACUCGACGGAGCGCCCUGAAACAGUGAUGUCAGGCACGACAAGCCCAAGGGAAGUACAAAACGGUACAAAAGAGGACGGAAGAACGAAAGCAAACGCAUACGAUGGAGCUCGAUUCCAAAUAAUACACAGUGCGUGGUACCUGCGAUUUAAUCUCUUAGAGCCCAAAUCGAGGCGGCAGAACAUACAACAUUAUACGGGGAUUGGUGUUGAGGGGUGGAUGAGUGCACCGCUGGAUACCAGUUACUGCGGCGCCGUCGCCUCCUUCAGCCAGGCCGCCACAUUCGCCUCGUUGCGCUCCAGCCAGCUGAUGUUGUUCUGGAUGUUUUCCAGCGCCUGGCGCCGGGCGGUCGCACCGGCACCCGACUCCGGAUAGCGGGCGAAGAAAUCUUCCAGCUCGGUCAGGCGGGCCUGGGUCGUGAACCGGCCCGUCACCGAGGGUAUCAUGCGUCCCAGGUUGCGCUCGCCGAUGCCGAAGCGGGCCACCAGCCGGGGCCAGUUUUCGCGCACGUGCUCCCAGGCCGCCUGCUCGCCGGCCCGAUUCGCCGCGAUGUACU